AGUGAGGCUGCGGCACGAUUACGGUACGUUCGCGGCCGUAAUUAUUUUCGGAGGAUAUUCGCGCGGUGUAAAGACAGAAACCCGCAACGAUGAACAUGUCCGUGGAGAAGAAGAAGUACCCCUCGGCGUUACCGAUCAAUUGGCCCCCGAGGGAAGAACCGUCGAGGAAGAGUCAGAAUCAAUUGGCUUCCCCGGGGAAGGAUUACUAUUACAACCGCGGUGUCAGGAUCAAUGACGCGACUCUGGUGCCGCCGAUCAGGCAAACGGCGUCGAUUUUUAAGCAACCGGUGACGAUCUACAAGACGCAAGAGGGCAAGGUGAAGGAUGUCAAGCAUUGCCCUCAGGAGAAGCCGAAGCAGGAAGGAGCCGAUAAAACUGACGGCAAGUAUGGCUCCCAAGAUAAGCCUAAGCAGCUUUUCUGGGAGAAACGUUUGGAAGGUUUGCGAGCAUGUGACCCCGACGGUUAUGAAUUUGAUGCGAUGGAUCUGCCAAAGAACUUGAAGCCAGUAGGACCAUAUAUCACGGAAGAAACGUUGCUCCAAAGUGUGGCCACUGCAUUGCACGUAUGUACUCAACCGGUCACGGGACAAACGGGAUCAAAGACAGCUUUAGAGAAGAAUCCUGGGGUAUUUCUCAAUCCUGAUCAGCCACUAGUACAGGCGGUCUCGAUAGCGGAUGAGGAUAUAAGGAAACAAGAAGACAGAGUGGCUGUCGCAAGAAAAAAAUUACAAGAUGCCCUACGUGCUUUUCAAACCUAGAUUAUAGGAACUCGGUGCAUUAUUAUAUCACUUGCUCAUUUUUUAGUUUUAAGUUCGUUAUAAAUUAUAUCAUACCACUUUUUGUAAUAAAUGUUUUUAUAAAAAAG
Messenger RNA from Temnothorax curvispinosus, 865 nucleotides. It is a transcript of the gene MBD-like, whose product is annotated as methyl-CpG-binding domain protein 2. The transcript has 5 exons. The coding region runs from base 90 to 758 and encodes 222 amino acids. The record is from RefSeq and is a predicted model, not a curated record. NCBI's taxonomy places the organism in Eukaryota, Metazoa, Arthropoda, Insecta, Hymenoptera, Formicidae.